Brienomyrus brachyistius is the source of this 5801-nucleotide messenger RNA. RefSeq names its product synaptic vesicle glycoprotein 2Ca (gene sv2ca). Gene Ontology annotation, molecular function: transmembrane transporter activity. NCBI's taxonomy places the organism in Eukaryota, Metazoa, Chordata, Actinopteri, Osteoglossiformes, Mormyridae. The record is from RefSeq and is a predicted model, not a curated record. The coding region runs from base 303 to 2492 and encodes 729 amino acids. Gene Ontology annotation, biological process: chemical synaptic transmission; transmembrane transport. Gene Ontology annotation, cellular component: membrane. The transcript has 13 exons.
UUGCUGGUAUUCAUUGCAUUUUUCCCUGAAGUACUGCAGAGCCACAACAGCAACGUAAAAAUCUUCAGUCACUGUAUCAGUUCUUUUAUCACUCCAGUUGGAUACCAUCAAAUAUUUUCCUAUAGGAUACAAACCUCUUCCAUAAAUACAAAUAUUAAUUCUUGCUAUGAGAGCAUAUUCCUAUAAUUUCCCAGCGUCGUUCUACUAGUAGAUGUGAGCAGACCAUCCUGUGCCCUGAGCCCUUCAGCAAAGCCCUCAGCACUGCCCAGUAAUUAUUAGGUUGGCUCACCGCCCUUGGCAAAAUGGACAAUGCCCACAGGGAGAAGACGUCACUAGUCAAAGGUGCUAAGGACAUUGCAAAGGAGGCCAAGCGGCAUGCAGUAAAGAAGGUGACCCAGGUUGUGGACCGAGCCUCAGACGAGUACUCUCAGCGUUCCUAUAGCCGCUUCCAGGAUGAAGAGGAAGAGGAGGAUGACAAAUAUUACUAUUAUAGGCCGGAGGAUGAGCAGGGAGGUAAUGAGGAAGAGGGCUCCAGUGACGCCACUGAGGGCCACGAUGAGGACGACGAGAUGUAUGAGGGGGAAUACCAGGGGAUCCCAGAGGGAUGUCAGGCCCAGGAGAAGCAGAUGGCCAUGGGGCAGCCAGUGUCGGACAGCGCGAAGGACCGUGGCGAGCUGGAGUCAGAGCGCCGGGCCGACGAGGAGGAGCUGGCGCAGCAGUACGAGCUCAUCAUCCAGGAGUGCGGCCACGGCAGCUUCCAGUGGCAGCUCUUCUUCGUGCUGGGGAUAGCGCUCAUGUCGGACGGCGUGGAGGUCUUCGUGGUCGGCUUUGUGCUGCCCAGCGCCGAGACAGACAUGUGUGUGCCCAACUCAGGGGCCGGCUGGCUGGGCAGUGUGGUGUACCUGGGCAUGAUGUUAGGAGCCUUCUUCUGGGGGGGCCUGUCGGACAAAGCGGGUCGCCGCCAGUGCCUCCUCAUUUGCCUGUCUAUCAAUGGCUUCUUCGCCUUUUUGUCCUCCUUCGUUCAGGGCUAUGGCCUUUUCCUCUUCUGCCGCCUGCUUGCGGGGUUUGGGAUCGGAGGGGCGGUUCCCAUAGUCUUCUCCUUCUUUGCGGAGGUGCUGGCGCGGGAGAAGCGGGGCGAGCAUCUGAGCUGGCUUUGCAUGUUCUGGAUGAUCGGGGGCAUCUACGCCUCCGCCAUGGCCUGGGCCAUCAUCCCACACUACGGGUGGAGCUUUAGCAUGGGCUCGGCCUACCAGUUCCACAGCUGGAGGGUGUUCGUGGUCGUCUGCGCCCUGCCCUGCGUCUGUGCAGUUGUCGCCCUCACCUUCAUGCCUGAGAGCCCCAGGUUCUAUCUUGAGGUGGGGAAGCAUGAUGAGGCCUGGAUGAUCCUCAAGCAGAUCCAUGACACUAACAUGAGGGCACGUGGGGAGCCGGAAAAGGUUUUUACAGUGAACAGAAUCAAGAUCCCGAAGCAGAUUGAUGAGUUGGUGGAGAUGCAAUCAGAGACUGGAAACCCCAUCUCAAAGGUCCUGUUCAGGAUUAAAGCUGAGUUGCAAGGGAUCUGGUUAACCUUCAUGAGGUGCUUCAACUACCCAGUGAAAGACAACACAAUAAAGCUUGCUAUUGUAUGGUUCACGCUGUCUUUUGGGUUCUAUGGCCUGUCUGUCUGGUUUCCAGAUGUCAUCAAGCACCUGCAGGCAGAUGAGUAUGCAUCCAAAGUGAAGACCCACAACAAUGAGCGCAUAGAGGAUUUCACAUUCAACUUCACCCUGGAGAACCAGAUUCACACCAAUGGGAUCUUCAUCAAUGACAGAUUUAUCAGCAUGAAGUUCAAGUCGGUCACGUUCAUUGACUCCACCUUCCGAAACUGCUACUUUGAUGAUGUCACAUCUGUGGGGUCCUACUUCAAGAACUGCACUUUUAUCGAAGCCUUUUUCUACAACUCAGAUAUUGAUGACAGCAAGCUGAUUAACACAGAGGUGAUUAACAGCACCUUCCAUCACAACAAGACGGGCUGUCAGAUGACAUUUGACGACGACUACAGUGCCUACUGGGUCUAUUUUGUCAACUUUCUGGGAACGUUAGCUGUUCUACCAGGAAAUAUAGUAUCUGCACUGCUUAUGGACAAAAUAGGCCGCCUGACCAUGUUAGGCGGCUCUAUGAUCCUGUCAGGAAUCAGUUGCUUCUUCCUCUGGUUCGGGACCAGUGAGUCCAUGAUGAUUGGCAUGUUAUGCCUCUACAAUGGGCUAAGCAUCUCUGCCUGGAACUCAUUGGACGUGAUCACCGUGGAGCUGUACCCUACAGACAGGAGGGGGACUGGGUUUGGAUUCUGUAAUGCGCUGUGUAAGCUUGCAGCAGUGCUUGGGAACCUGAUUUUCGGGUCACUGGUGGGCAUCACCAAAGCCAUCCCUAUCCUACUGGCCUCUUCCGUGCUGGUGUGCGGGGGCUUGGUGGGGCUGCGGCUGCCAGACACCAGGCCCAACGUCCUCAUGUAACCUGCUGCCUGUUGUGAAGACGGGCCCUCUCCCCGCAGCGGAGGUGGCAUGGAGUGGCAGGAUGACCUGAAGCAUGGCAGGAUCCGUGUUGCUCAAUACGUGCUUAUUUAUUUUCUCUUUAUUGAUGUUUUCAUUUUGUUGCCACACAGCCAGUGCAGCACUUAGCGAUCUGUGCGUCAUAGUGUGGUUCCGAUGCAUCCAUAGCUAUUCCAUACUUGUGACACGAUUUCCCUGCCCCUUCUUUAAAUGUGCUAGUGUCUUGCUGACUGCAUUGGCUACUCAGCAGCUGGGACAGCAGCAGUGCCCGAAAAGAACUUGAAAACAGUCCACACAGCCUCCUGUGCAUUGUCAUAGAAGCUGCUGCAGUUUAUCCGCUUAAGCUACGAUAAUUUAUCCUGAUCGAAAGCAGCUCGCUUUCCUUUUCUGAAUCUGACAAAAUAUCAGACUUGCAUUUGCUGCAGAUAAGCCCGUAGGUAGAAAUAAAUUUUGUAGGGGGGUCCGGCAACACUCCAUAUCUUUAACUACCUGGCUAGGUGCCUGAAUGGGGGGGGGGAUUCAAAUCUGUUAUUUUACUUCUUGGCUUUGUGUCUGACUGCAGAAGCAGACCAGCUCGGUUGAAUGAGGAAGACUGUGAUGUGGGUUAUCACAGCUAUGUGAAUGUGAACUGGUUCCAUGUCACAUUAUUGAUGUGUGCUAGCAUUUUGAGCAUUUUACAUUAAGCAAUAGCAAGAUAGGUAUUUUAAGCCAUUAAAACCAGUUUACAUUAAAAGCAUAUUAUAUUUCAAGUAUUAUUAAUGUGUAUAUGCAUAAUGAAAUGUUGAGUUACAUAUUUCUGUGUUGUAAGAAGAUUUCCUGUUUUUGUUGGCAUUCAGUUAACAAUUUUGGAAUAACAAUACCUUUUCUUUUCUUGUUUCUCUUCCUGAUGAAUUGAGGCUGUACACAAAGGACUUCAGUUUUGUCCAGUGGAACAUGCCGUAAAGGGGGGGUACUGUCAUGUAUCUCCUUCAGUAAAAUUUCUUUCUCCUCUGAUUUUGACAGUGUUCAUAAAAAUAUCCUGUUGAAAGGCAAGGAAGCUGACCUAAAUUAGUAGGUAACACUUCACUUGAAGGGGCAGAAAUAAUGUAGUACUUAACGUAUUCAGUAAUCAGAAAGUGUUAGUUAUGUACUGAUCCCAUGUUCGGUUAAGCAAUAAUAUACGAGAGGGAGUGCGGUUGUACUUCAGUAUAUCACGGCUGUGAUUCGGUUGUAAGCCAAAGAUAAUCACAGCCGUGAUAUAUUGGUGUACGACCACAGAACUUUGAGUAUGUUAUUACUUUUAUACAACAGUUCAUCGAGUCUCAUUUCUAAGGUAACAGUUAUAAGCCACAACAGCUAAUAUUUUGCUUGAUUAUUUAUUUAAACAUUUAUGGGCCUCCACAAAUGAAAAAAAUUGUUCCCACCAGCCAACUGUUGAUUGUUGCCAAGCAACAUAAGCAUUGCAUCACAACACAGCUCACCUGCUGCCUAACUACUUUACAUAAUUGAAAUAAAUAAGUAAUGGUUUUUACAUACACCUGAAAAGCUGUGUGAAACAUCUGAUAUGAAAUGUCCGAGUGCAGUUGUACGGUUAUACUCUGAUAACAGCACUCACAGAAUGCCUCUUGUCCAAUCAGAUUUCUUGGUCGGAACUAACUGUGGGAUCAUAAUUAAUCAAUCAUAACAAUUCUUUCAUGCAGUUAUCAUAUUUGUUUAUGAAUUGUACUUCAGUAGUAAUUGAGUUACUAAGUUACCCCCUCAAGUAAAGGGUUACCAUCAAGCAAGUAAGUAGAUCAUGAAUGAAUAAAAGUCUUACAGGAAAAAUUUAUAGCGACAUUUUUUUAAAGUAACGUUUUAAAUCAAAUCGCUGGACAUACCUUUUUGCAUCUGCUCUGUUUUUAUACAGUUAGGCCCAUUUGAAUGAUAUUUGCUAUCUACUGUAAGAAGCUGCACUAAGAGAUAUACUUAUACAUACAUCUUAACAUGGCACUUGUACAAUAUCAUUUAGCUGUCAGCAUUUGUGUAUUUCAUUUUUUUAUUAAACUGAAGCUCACAAUAAGGGUUACAGUUAGAUAUAAUUUCCUUAUAUGCUUUAAAGCAGUAUUUCCCAAUCCAGUCCUCGGGGAACCCCAAACAGUCCAUGUUUUUGCUCCCUCUCAGCUCCCAGCCAAUCAGGAAUACCGAAUACCUGGUAUACGCUGGGAGCUGAGAGGAAGCAAAAACGUGGACUGUCCAGGCUUCCCUGAGGACUGGGUGGGUUAACACUGCUUUGAAGAACACUGAUGAAACCCUCUUGCAAUAUUCCAGCACUAGAACAAUACACAGCUGUCUAACCAGCUGUUUACAGACAAAAGUUCAGGGGUACUGUUCCUUCACUAUACUGCAUCUUAAAAGUAGCAUCCCAAACCACCAGACUACAUACUGCCUCUUAGAUUACAGACUCUUUGCGAAUAAUACCCCAGCUAUAAAAAAUUGUAGUUCACCACAUAAGGUACCUUUCGCUAAAGAAUUAAAACUACAUGGAGCAUGAGUCAUGUGCUUUCUUUAAUAACGGAUUGCUUGACUAAACACAUUUAAAUAAUUUAAACAUAUUUAAAUAUAAUAAGACUUCUACGCAAUGACCAAAAAGCUGUUGUAUUUUGACCCAAGUAACAUCAAAUAUUUGUUUGCUGCUGUAGUGCUGCAAUCAACGUUGGUUUACACAGCUACAGCAGCACCACUAUACUCAAAUCCUAACUCAGACAUGACCGUACUGUACUCCUAGUUUACAUAGGAAUGAAGCCUGCAAGGUACUGUGUGUUAUACCAAAAAAUAAGACGCCAUCAAUAAUUUCAGUUGGGAGCUGCUUUAUUCAAGGGUUUCGUUUAUUGACUUAUUGUACUCACAUUUAUUUAUAAGCUAUGGGUAACUAGUGGAACUCCAGACCUCACAGGGCUUUAACUUCAUCUGUACUUACACUGAAAUAACUGAAGGCAUUCUCCCCAGAUUCUGCGCAUGCGUUUACCUGUUUUGGUUGGUGUUCUGUGUAUGUGUUUCCUUGCUCUUUCAAACAGUGGAAAAAAAAUGUUGAUUUGAUAAAAUGUGAAUAAUUCAUUCCUGGUAGCUUCUCUGUCUUGGUUCUUUGUUGAAAAGAAUGUGUGUUUGUGAGAGAGCAUGCCAGCUAAGGGAUGUAUAUGAUGUACAGAACAGUUCUAUAAAGUAUUAGAAGUAGGUAUAAAAUUAAUUGCCAAAAAACUCUUCGUGGUAUUAUUUCAAAGCAGUUGUGUGUAAAAAAUAAAGUUGCAUUCUCUAUUG